AAAUUAUAUUGAAUAUAAUUUUGCGUAAACAUGAGAAGACAAAAAGUCAGGCCUUAUUUAGGGGUAAAAGUGAUGAAACACGUCAAAUAACUGAGCACUGAUAUUGCUGAGUUGUAUGUUCAUCAUGGAGAGUAGCAGUAAUUGGUACGAAAGGUCAAAGCCAUUCAUAGCUGUUACUUUUCUUCAGUUUGGAUUUGCAGGCAUGGAUGUUCUAUCCAAAGCUGCUAUGAACAAAGGGAUGAGCAACUACGUCCUCGUCGUCUAUCGCCACCUCGUUGCCUUCUUCGCCAUAGCUCCUUUUGCUCUUUUCCUUGACAAGAAAGUGAGGCCUAAAAUGACAUUUUCAAUCUUCAUGAAGAUAGUGGCACUCAGCAUCCUAGAGCCAGUUAUUGAUCAGAACUUGUAUUUUUUGGGGAUGAAGUACACAACAGCAACUUUUGCUGCUGCCAUGACCAACAUGCUUCCUGCCAUUACCUUCUUCAUGGCUUGCAUUCUUAGGUAAUUAAAUUAAUUAAUAAAUAAACCUCUAGAAAAGAGUUUUAUUGGUUCGGAAUUGAAGAUUCCUUAUUCUAUAUUAGCAUGCUAAUUAAUGUUUGACAUAUGUCAUGCCUGAACAUAUAAUAAAAUCAAUGCAACUUUAAUUAUUUGUUUGCA
Messenger RNA from Arachis ipaensis, 654 nucleotides. The record is from RefSeq and is a predicted model, not a curated record. Lineage: Eukaryota; Viridiplantae; Streptophyta; Magnoliopsida; Fabales; Fabaceae.